AACCAGCGCAAAAUCCCACGCCACGCCGCGCCACGCCACGCCACGCCACAGUUGCGCGCCCGAGAAACGAGCAGGACCGCUAAUGCGAUAUUCACUGUCAGUUCCUAUACCUAUCUAGAUGUCGAUUUGAUCACGGCGAGCCAUGUCUCUCAAGAUCGAGCGAGACACCAUCUCGCAGGUGUCGGGGGCGCUGCCCGCGCUGCCCAAGCUCCAGAACCAUGGCGGCAUCGUCGGCACUGCCGCCGCCGCCGUGGCUGAGGCUGCUCACGGCCAGAUUCCCGGCACCAGUGGCAAGCACCCCAUCUCCGAGGUGGUCGGCACCGCCAUUACCGGCGGGAGGCAGAAUGCGGGUACCAAGGGUUAUCUCGCCGCCUACAUCAAGCAACUAGAGGAUAACCCGUUGCGCACCAAGAUGUUGACGGCGGGCACUCUGGCCGGCGCGCAAGAGCUGAUCGCAUCUUGGCUAGCCAAGGACCGCAACAAGCACGGCAACUACUUCACGUCGCGCGUGCCCAAGAUGGCGACCUACGGCGCUCUCGUCAGCGCGCCGCUGGGCCACUUCCUGAUCUGGGCCCUCCAGAAGACGUUCAAGGGCCGCACUAGUUUGAAGGCCAAGAUCCUACAGAUUCUCGUCAGCAACUUGAUAAUUGCCCCCAUCCAAAACACGGUCUACCUCGUGGCCAUGGCGCUGAUUGCCGGCGCCAAGACAUUCCACCAGGUGCGGGCCACAGUGCGCGUGGGCUUCUGGAAGGUGAUGCGCGUCAGCUGGAUCACGUCGCCCAUCUGCCUAGCCUUUGCCCAGAAGUUCCUGCCCGAGAGCACCUGGCUCCCCUUCUUCAACUUCGUCUCGUUCAUCAUCGGCACCUACAUCAACACCGUCACCAAGAAGAAGCGCCUGGCCGCCCUGCGGAAGAAGCACUUUGGCGACGGCCGCGCCCCCGGCGGCGGCGGAUCUUCCAUGGGCCGCCCAGAAGACUACCCCCCUCUCGGCCCGAACCCCCCGUAUUAGAAGAGGGGCUUGCAGCCAUGAAAAAAAAACCAUGGUGGUGCCGGUAAAGGAGAGGACCAGAAAAAGGAAGAGGGGAUGACAUACAAUAGGAAAUAUGAGUUUAUUUUUACGAUGGCCACAACG
This is a messenger RNA of Lasiosphaeria miniovina, 1132 nucleotides long. RefSeq lists its product as uncharacterized. The record is from RefSeq and is a predicted model, not a curated record. NCBI's taxonomy places the organism in Eukaryota, Fungi, Ascomycota, Sordariomycetes, Sordariales, Lasiosphaeriaceae. The coding region runs from base 143 to 1009 and encodes 288 amino acids. Gene Ontology annotation, cellular component: cytoplasm; membrane. The transcript is spliced from 3 exons.